CAUCAACUGGCGGGGGAAAGAGGAGAGGACACGGAGAAAAUAAGUAGCUUUAAUUAAAACACCAAAGUGACUUUUCCAAACAACCUUUUGGAGUAAUUUCAGGCGUCCUUUUAACAUUUUCAAACUCACUUGCAAAUGUUCUGAGAGCAGAUAGUGUCACAUGGAGGCUAUUGUAAAGAACGUGGAGCGGACCACGGAGCUACUCGCUGUGUCGCAGACAGAGACGGUGCAGCGGUGGGACAAACAGACCCUGGACAGAGCCUUUCAAUGGACUCAGUACUGCCAACACGUCUACACAAGGUUCCAUGCAAAUCCGACCGUCAGGGACAUCUUGGAAAAACAACUACAGGUGACAAACGAAAGUUUACGAACAACUUUUCAUGGGUAUACGGACAUCACGUUUUCUGACCUGUCGCAGUGUCAACACUUGCUGCUUGUGGGGUUACUAAACAACGCCGCUGUUCCGAGCUCAGUCGUCAAACUACUUUUCGACACUAUAACUGUUGGAGGUAAAUAUAAGGACGCCACCGGUCAUUGCACUGAACUCAUAGAAGUGAAAUCAGCAUGUAAAGUCUUAAGCGCCAUUCAUUUGAAACGCAGUACGUCCUUUCCCGGUCCCGAUGCUGACGUGUUAGGCAUGACACUGAGGGAGAUGUUGGAUAUCCUGCUAUCUCCAGCUACUGGCGGGUCCAAGGUGGGCCUAGCAGAGAAGUUAUUGGACAACCUCUUACAAACCUGUGGUGAAAAUGAAAACUUCCCAGGAGUCGUUGCUGCUGCUCUUCUGUCAAGGAAAAACGACAAAACGGCAACAACAACAAAAAUGGCUCCAGAAGGAGUUUCAUUCCACUUGAUCCUGGAUUGGCUGCAGCAACACCACAGUUUACUCCAUAAUAUGUGUUCCACGUUGCCUAUUGGUAUUUUGAUGGACCUCCACCAGCAGUCGGUGAGGUUUAGAGUGACCUACGGUAACAUGUUGAAGCAAUGGGGGUCACAGUUGGAGUAUGACGUGGGAGAAGGAGAGUGGGUUCAAAUGUAUACCACCGACGGGGUGUCGUUCAAGACACUGUCUGACCAUUAUAGGUCGUUGCUAGGGGCUUGUCCGUCAACAAAGGAGGACGUUGAGAGAGAGCUGACAGAACUGAAGGUUGCAGAUGGGGACUUUGAUGUUAGAGGUCUGAGUGUUUGGGGUGACCUCCUCUCUGAGCUGAACAAGGUCUGAGUGUUUGGGGUGACCUCCUCUCUGAGCUGAACAACGUCUGAGUGUUUGGGAUGGUCUUUUUUUUUUUACCUGAAACAUGAAUGAUCUAAAAACGUGUAAAACAUGUUGCCAUCAGUUGAGACACAACAUGUUCUUGAGUACAGGGUGAUGCAACAAAUUUAAAAGGAAAUCAGAGUAUAUGUUUUUAGAUAAUUGACAUUAAUUUAAAGUUUAUUUUUAUUUUUUUAUUAAUAAAAAACAUAUACAAAUAAACUAAAACAGUUUGACAACUCUGUUUGUAAGCUUGUAAAUGAAAUGAAACAACCUUUUAUCUUUUCCAGUAAUGAAGACAUUACUGGAAAAGUAAUGGGGUAUGCAGAAUAGUGAAGACUACUGGAAAAGUAAUGGGGUAUGCAGAAUAGGUCAACUUUGAUCACUUUUUAUCUCCUGAAUGUUUUGGUAACUUUCUGACCACUUCCCUCCUUGGGCAAACAUGUAUGGAAAGUUUUUUUUAAAUGUUUUAAAAUGAAAGCUGUCAAAAGGUGAAUUGAAAUGGAUUUACCCCCUCUUGAGCAGAACAAAGCCAUGUGUAGCCUCAUCAGUAUCCUGUCAUCGGGCAGUCAGUUGGACAAAUGUGGACGAUUGGCCUCGUUAGAUACAAUUGAUUUAAAUUGAUUUGUUAAUUUUGUGCUAAUACAUUCAUAUACGUUUUUUAUCUAGAACAUAAUAAAGAGGACUUUCAUUA
Molecule: messenger RNA, 1943 nt
Organism: Oncorhynchus nerka (sockeye salmon)
Lineage: Eukaryota; Metazoa; Chordata; Actinopteri; Salmoniformes; Salmonidae
Gene: fancf
Product: FA complementation group F
Exons: 1
Coding region: 161-1219 (352 amino acids)
Biological process (GO): interstrand cross-link repair
Cellular component (GO): Fanconi anaemia nuclear complex
Source: RefSeq, a predicted model, not a curated record